AUGGCCGCCGCCACUGCCGGCGCUCCGGCCCUCCCCCCUCCCCGGGCCAAACGCCACCCCCGCUUGGCCGCCAUCGCCGCCGGCCGCACGGUGCCCCCCCUGCACCUGCUCCUGGCGGCCGCAUGCUGUCCUGCCCCUACCACCACCACCGCCACCACCACCCUGCUCGGGACACUGCUCGCCCUGCUCUCGGCCGUCACCCCGGCCCCGGCCACCGCCGCGGGCCCGGACCGCUCCUCCCGGCGCCUGCCCCCGGCCCCGAGCACGACCCCCGGACCCUCCUCCUCCUCCCUUCCCCCCCGACCGGCGGCAGCAGCCCUGCUUCGCCGGCGCUUUGCCACGUUCGCCGCGCUUGCCGCCAGUGCCCCGCCCCCCGGCCGCCGGGGGGCUGGCUGUGCUCCCGGCCCGGGCGCUUCCGGCCCCGGCUGCGCGGCCGCCCUCGGCUCCGUCCCACCCGCCACCCCGGCCGCCGCCAUCCCCCUCGUCGAGAUGGACGAAGAGGAUGCCGGCCUCGACGGCGGUGGUGGCAUCCCACCUUGGCGAGGCCCGGCCCGCCGUUCGUAG
Molecule: messenger RNA, 564 nt
Organism: Fonticula alba
Lineage: Eukaryota; Rotosphaerida; Fonticulaceae
Exons: 2
Coding region: 1-564 (187 amino acids)
Source: RefSeq, a predicted model, not a curated record